UGUUUAAAAAAGCAUGCUUUAUUUUUACUAGAAUGAGCUUGAAGUUGUACAAAAAGAGUUGACAAGCGAAGAAAAUAUUAAACAUCUCCGGGCUAAAGUUUCUGAAAGGAAAAAGAAAAGGGAGAGGAUAAAACAACGCAAGAAGGAAUUAUAUGAGCAGAACGAGGAAAUGAUGAUAGCCAGAGAACGUAAACAUGCUGAAAUUGAUAAAGCCAUGCAGCAACUAAUUGAGAAACAGAAACUUGAAAAACAGGAGAAAGACAUGCAGAAGGAAGCUGAUGAAAUUUUGAGUCAGGUCCGCAAGAAACUGACAGAAGCCAAUAAAUCAAUCCAGGUGAUCAACAGUAUGGAAAAACUGCGGAAAUUACGUACUGACAGACUGGAGAGACAGGGUGUACUGAGUAUGUACGAGUCUCAAGGUCACAGCUCAACAAAUAAACUAAUGUUUGAGGCGAAGUUGUCCAACAUGAAAGAUUUACUGAACAAACAAUUAGAGAUAUACAAGGCUGAAGAAGCUGCUCUGAAGGUUCACUUAGAGACUGAGCAAGAAGAAACGAGAGAAAAAGAAAGAGAAAAGACAAGACUACGGAGGAUAGAGAGACAAAAACAGGAGAGGAAGAAAGAAGAAAACAUUUUAUUUGGCAGUCAAAAAGAACCUGUACCAGGUGACCCAAUAUAUCCAUUUAGACAAUACUAUGAUGCUGCUAACCAUAGUAUAGACUCCUUACUAGCUAUCAGGAGAGAGUGGGACAGCUUUCUCACAAGUGCAGAUAUUGGCUCUCGUAUACCUGACACCUGGGUCAUACCUGAGCAACCAUCUUCAGAACUAUGGGGAUCAGCUCUUAAAACGUGAUGAGCAGCUGACUGGAAACAAUUGGAAACAUGACUCUAGAUAGACUGGUUAAUCAAAUAAGGAUCUUUUGUCCAAAGUCAUUAGAUGUCUUAGCAGAAGGAAAAAAGAAACAUGAGGGAUGCUGGAAACGGAAGCAAGCUAUUAUGUAGUUUUAAAAUGCUUAUAAAUUCAAUGUAUAGUUGAAAUUUCACAAUCCAGACUCUUUCUUGACAUGGUAAAAUGUCCAGAUUAUGGAGGAUUACAGAAAUUUUUCUUCUUUUACCAUGUUAAAGAAUUUCUUUGCA
This is a messenger RNA of Ruditapes philippinarum (Manila clam), 1137 nucleotides long. Its product is annotated as programmed cell death protein 7-like. Bases 170 to 853 code for a protein of 227 amino acids. The transcript is spliced from 7 exons. The record is from RefSeq and is a predicted model, not a curated record. NCBI's taxonomy places the organism in Eukaryota, Metazoa, Mollusca, Bivalvia, Venerida, Veneridae.